This is a messenger RNA of Plutella xylostella (diamondback moth), 5912 nucleotides long. RefSeq lists its product as uncharacterized. Gene Ontology annotation, molecular function: protein binding. NCBI's taxonomy places the organism in Eukaryota, Metazoa, Arthropoda, Insecta, Lepidoptera, Plutellidae. The record is from RefSeq and is a predicted model, not a curated record. Gene Ontology annotation, cellular component: plasma membrane.
CCGCUCGCUCCGGGCGUGCUCGGGUCCCAUCUCAGAAUCGCGAGCAUUUGAAAUGUUCGUAAAAAGUUGCGCGGAAAAGUGAAAAUGGUUCGCGUCGCUUGGCCACGCGGGAGGCAGAGAACAAGAUUGAGGAUCGGGUGGCUGCUGUUGGGAAUCACCUGUGCGCUGGUGUCGGGCGCGCGUGCGUCGUGCCCGGCGGAGUGCGCGUGCAGCGGCAUCGUGGACACGGAGGGCGCCGCCGCUCUGCGCGUGGAGUGCGCGGCCGGCGGCCUGCGGGCCGUGCCCAUCGACCAGCUCGACCGCAGCGCACAGGUCCUCAUCAUCUCCGCGCCCCCCAAGCGCCCCAACUUCCUCACCAUCGGGCCCAUCUUCACUCAGCCGGUCCCCUUCUCCAACCUCCGCGAGCUGCACAUCGUCAACUCCAACGUUCCCUCCAUCGGACAGUACUCCUUCUGGGGACUACAAAACCUGCGCUUUCUCAACCUAGCGCGCAACAAUCUGACCGGCGUCGUCGCCGACAACUUCCGCGGCCUCAUCAACCUCACCGUGCUGCACCUCGACCACAACCACAUCGAGCUGAUGCCGAGCGAGACCUUCCACCACCUGCCCGCGCUCAAGACGCUCACUCUCUCCAACAACGAGGUGUCCACCCUCAUGCCGAGACUGUUCAGAAUGCUGGCCAACCUCUCUUUUUUAGACCUGAGUGACAACCCUCUGAGAGAUUUGAACCCGGAAGUUUUCAAAGAUAUCCAGCAUUUGAGAAUAUUCAAAUGCAGACGGUGCCUACUGAAAGGUGUUAAUCCUCAAAUUUUCCACUUCGUAUCUCAUUUGGAGGAGCUCGACUUGGGGGACAAUCAGUUUCAAUACCUGCUGUCGGAUCAGUUCAUCAGCCUGACGCGGCUGCGGCGGCUGCGACUGGACGGCAACGACCUGCCGGUGGUCGUGGACCACAUGUUCGGGCGCCAGCGCGAGCUGCGCGUGCUGUCGCUCGCGCGCAACCGCCUGGCACUGCUGGCGCCCGCCGCGCUCGCCAACCUCACCGCGCUCACCCACCUCGACAUCAGCUACAACAAGAUCGAUCGCUUCCAUCUACAAACCUUCGCCCCCGUCAUCGAAUCCCUGAAAACGAUCAAUUUCAGCGGCAAUAAUUUACCUCUUAACGAAAUAGCGAUCGUCCUACAAAUCUUACCGGGAAUCCACGGCGUCGGCCUCGCUAAUCUCUCAAUAGAGGAACUGCCGCCCCAUUUCUUUUCUUACAGCGAGCACUUAGUAGCUUUAGAUUUAUCUUGGAAUAAGCUAAAAGCAUUUCCAUUUAAAUUACUAUCGAAAACACGUUUCCUACAACGCCUGGACAUAUCACAUAACCAGUUGCAAACAUUGGACGAGAGAGCGCUGGAGAGGCUCGAGGCGAUAGCUCAGAUCAACCUGGUGAAGAACCAGUGGCGCUGCGAUCAGUGCUUCGCGGGGCCGAUGCUGGUGUACAUGUCGACGAGCGUGCUGAACGACAGCAUCCGGCCGCUGAAGUGCUACCUGCCGCUGCGGCUGCGCGGCGCGCGCUUCGCCGACAUGACGCUGGAGCGGCUGGAGGCGUGCCCGAGCACGCGCGAGGCGCAGCUCAGCCUGGUGGCGGGGCUCAUGCUGGUGGCGGUGGGCGUGCUGGCGGCGGCCAGCGUGGCGCUGUGCGUGACGCGCCGCCGCGCCGUGCACUACUACACCAACGAGGAGAAGCGGCGCGCGCACGCGCACGACCACCCCGAGGAGCUGCUGGCGCGCGCCGAGCUGGGCAGCGUGGCCACCAUCCACGCGCCCUACACGCUGGUGGGCAAGGCCAGCUAGCGCCGCGCGCUGCCGCCGCCGCCGCCGCCGCCGCGCUGCCCCCCGCACCGCGCGCGCCGCCCGCCGCCGCCCUCGCCGCUGCGGGGCUCCAUCGUCAUCACCACCGACAUGUGAUAUUUUUUAUAAACGAAAGGCACUGUCCAAAUUCAAUGUGAUUGUUUAGAUGCUCUAAAUUAUAGAAAUAGAAUAGCUCUGUAGACAGAAAGUUACUUUGAUACGGGCUCAAAUAGUUAAGUGUUGGAAAAUUUAUCACGUGGCGGAUUUAUCUGAACUACCUACACAAGUAAAAGUAAAACCACUUUUUUAUUUUAUCAAAAUCACAAUAUUAUUCCCAUGAAUGCUUCAAAAUUGUAGGUAGGUACUUGACGUAACUAUAAGUUGGUAGAUAUAAUGAGUACUAUGCUAAUGAUGAUGUAAAACUUAAGUAAAAAAAAAACUAUAAUCUUUUCUAUUUUCAGUUUAAAAAAAAGUAUUUUUGUAUGGUUACUUUAUAUGUAUAACUGUCAUAAUUAUAUAUGGGUACAUAUAUGUAAUGUAAGAUGUAAGUAAUUACCUACGAGUAAAGUUAAAAAUUGUAACAUGAUUUAGGCACUGAGGCAAAACGUGAUGAGUUGAUGACUCUCUUUUACUUUGUGAAAACUUCGCAGUUGCGCCAACAUUUAUCUACUUUAUAAUUUCGGGCUCCAAAAUGUUCACACAAGCUGAAAGACUCAAAGCUAAUCAAAAUGGACUUCCAUAUAAUUCGAAUUAACUUUUAUUUUUUGUGUAAUUUCCGGUUUGCGCCCAUCUUGUCAAAUCGGAAAGAAAAAUGAUGCCUUCGAAUGAUUGACUACACCCGAGCUCUCUCGUCUUCAAUCAAAUAAGCUAAUAACAAUCUGCGGAUUCAACACUUCGUGUUCGGCAUUACGGACUACAGACAAAAGAUAGGUGUUAUCAUCCGGAAAAGUUAAAGUUUAAAUGAAAGUCUGGCGGUAAUAAAAUGAGAAGCUAACAAAAAGCUCUUGUCCGAAACUCGUAACUAGGCGUGAUUUAGAUGCGGGUAAGAAAAAGCUUUAUGCGAUGAAAACGAGUUCUAUUGUUUGCAUGAGGUGUUGCCGUGAUAAGUGGCCGCGCCGCGUGACCAUGAAACGCACAGCCUAGGGUAGCCUUUUCUAAACAAUUCGAGCAGUGAAAAUCAGCUAAUGUGUAAUGAGCAAAGUCAGCGUAACAUUAGGUACUACUAUGGUCGCCAAUCGCCACUAUUGAUAUUCCAGCGUUAUAAAAACUUGCACUUCGUAACUUAUCUUCUCUGCAUUCAUUAUCAGUAAAAAAAAUAACAUUAGUAAUACACCUAAUUAUGCAGAAAACAAUAUUUGAGCCACAAUUUUAUUAAAUACCUAUAUCAAUAUUUAGCUUACGACCGAAAAACGAUAUGAAUAUAUGAAAAAAAUUACGAGUAGUUACUUACCUGAUGUAUUUUCAAUGAUCUAAAUAAUAAUAAUAAUAAGAUAUAAGAAUGUUUUAUUUAAAAAGACAUUAGCGUUAUGUAAAAUGUAAUACCUAAUCAGCAUGAUUAGGAUAACUUUUGUAUACAUUAAGGUAUUUAUUUAUAUUGAUAGCUUUUAAUACCUUAUUUUAUUGCACUUAGAGUAAAGUACGUAUAUUUUAGCAUGGGUACGUACAUUAAAUCUAAUAUAUUAUUAAGUUAUUGUAUACCUAAUUAAUUUAUAAUAUUCUUGCAGCCAUAACGCUGUGAUUUAUAUAAAGGUACAUUAUACUUUAUUUAUUAAUAAGUUAGUGGCUAAUUGUGUGUUUAUUUUAUAACAUAGUACUAAACAUGGAACUAAGUAGUUUCACCGUAAUUCUGGUUCUAAUCAUAAACUGCACAAGUAUAUAAUUAUGUAUACUGAUUAUGAUUAUACUUACAAUUAUCAUUUUAUGAUAAUAAUCAAAUACAAUUAAGAAAUACAUGUUCAUGGGAUUCUUUUGCAUAAACACAUAAAAUAAAAGUAGACUAAGUAUAUACCUACACUAUAAUUAAGUACAUACAACAUUUUGAAUGUUCAUAAUUAGGGAGGCAUUGUGCCAAAACCCAAAACCUAGUGCUUAAGUAUUUACAAUAAUAUGUCUAAACACAUUUAAUAAUAAUAUUAUCAAUGUUCAUACGAAUAUCAUUGGUAAGAGAACACAGUAGAUUUAACUAAUAUAAAUAUAAUGUGAGCUUAUCUGGAUGUGCAAAGGGCCAAAAGCUAACUAAUCGAAAAUAAUAAAAAAAUAUGUUAUAGUAUUGUGCGGACAUGCAAUAUAGCGAUUAGGUACGUCAAGCUGCUCGAUCAAGUAAAUACUACACUUACUAUGUAUUUGUAUCAUAAUAAUAAUGGUAAAACAACUGCAUGUUACCUAAAUAUUACACAGUGUAAUUCAAUUUAUAUUAGUUAAUAAACUGUCUUAGAUACAUUAAAUACUACUUAUCAACUAUAUACCUAUAAAGUUUAGUACACCACAUAAGUUUACGAGUCAUAAUUUGAAAGUAAAAUCUGAUAGACGUAGGUACUUGGAUGGAUUUUCCCUGGUCUACUUAGAUGACAGAUAUACAUACUUUGUAAAACGGGCAUCAGUAUAGUAUAGUAUAUUGUCCAGUUAAAUAAGAACAGAUAAGUACAGUUAAUAAUGUAUCAUUUUGUGAAGGCUUUCUUUUUAUUUGAUUCCUUGUGUGUUACUGUGUGUAUAACUAUACCUACGUGGAUAGAUAUUAUGUUGUGUUGAAGACAAGUAAGUGAGACAUUAUAUUUAUGUAUAACUUAUUAGAGAGUAAAUACACUUUCACUAAUCGUAUUUCAAGUAUAUUUUAUAUGUUGUAUAAUUAACAGCACCGCUUUAUCCUUACCUUGUAGGUUGAUUGGAAGAAAUCACUGACUUUGUAGAAUAUUAUCGAUAUCUAUGUAUUAUUUAAGUUGUGAUAUAGUGUAUAGGUUUAAAAUAAGGAAGUAGCUUUCACCAUAAUGCCUCUGUGUAUUUAUUUUUAAGUAUAACAAGUAUCUAUUAUUGACUUACAUUUGUGUACGUAACACACGUAAACUUACACUGUAUAAAAAAUAAAUAAGUACCUAUACCUAACUAUUGUAAAUAUUACUUUACACAUAGAAAAACUACAAUUUUACUUUCGGUAUUUAUUAGUUUAUCGUAUUGUACUAACUACUACCAACUUGCAAAAAAGUAGUAUGUUGUAAGUUCUUGUUUAUUUCAUAUAAUUUUACCCAACGAUUCAGGGAACUUAGAUAUCGUACAGUGCAGAAUUAUAAAAUAAUGUACAACAUAAUAUAUAAAAUAAUUUCCCUUUGAUAAAUCAUAUUCCCUGUAAAUUAGAUACAUAUAACAUUAAUAUUGCAUAAUAUUAUAAUGUCGAAUAUAUAUUUUAUUAUAAGUACCAUUGUGUUAAAAUCACAUAUUUGAAUCCAUAAAAACUGCAGAAGAACUAGGCAAGCAUUGAGGUAUAACAAGGUUUUUAGUUAGACACUGACAUAAAACUAUACUUACAGGGUGUUACAAAAGUCGUAUACUAAGCCGAAAGGUGCUCACUCAAGGGCUCAUUCAGAACAACUUAAGAUCUACAACUUUUGAGAAUUCGUGAAAAAAAAACGCUUUUGUGACACCUGUAAAAUCGUUCCCGUAAAAUGUUGUAGGUAUUGUAGAAACUUUGAUUCAUAAAAUAGAUUUCGCAGUAAUUAUGAUAAUUUAACAUUACAUCUAACCCCUCACAAUAUUUAAAAUAUAAGUAUGAAAUCUAUUUAAUACACUUUUUAUGAGUAAACAAACAUAAUAAUUAAUAUUUUAUUUGUACAUGGCACAAUUAUACAAGUACACAUUACUAUACUUGUAAAUAGUAAGUACAUACUUGGGGUUUAAUUAUUAAUAUGAGUAAUAAAACAUAACCGAUAUAAUGUUAUAUGACAUAAACCAACUAUAUGUAUAGUCAUUAUCAUAUUUAUCAUCAUACUACUAUAGGUACUAUAUUUUCAAUUAAUAAAUACUUACCUUAUGGAUUACCCACAUAUAUUAUUAUGUAAUAACUAAGUAAGUAAGUAAUAGUUAUAUAU